CUUAGAACAUACGUUUCAACCAUUUCUUUCUUCUCUGUUAAAGAGAGAAAUUAAGAGGAGAGAAGAGAGAAAAGAAAAGAAAAAGCCCUUGCAUUUCUCAUGAACUGUGGAGUCGUACUGGGUUUCUAUUGCUGGGGCUGGGAGUUCUUAACUGCCCUUCUUCUCUUCUCUGCCUCCUCUUAAUCAUUUUCUCACCUUCUCUUUUUGUUUUUUUUUUUUUUCUCUUAUUUUCUUUCGUUUUCUUUCUGUUUCUUUCGUUUUCUUGCCGGAUUUUCUUAUGGGGUCUACAGCUUUAGAUAAUAAUAAUAGUAAUAAGGGUUUCUUUGAAUAUGUUCGUAAAUCAACUCCGCCUCCAUUCUUGCUUAAAACCUACAUGCUGGUGGAGGAUCCGGCUACUGAUCAAGUGAUUUCUUGGAACGGCGAUGGAACAGGGUUUGUGGUUUGGCAGCCGGCGGAGUUUGCCCGUGAUCUUCUUCCAACACUGUUCAAGCACAGCAACUUCUCCAGCUUUGUCCGGCAACUGAAUACAUAUGGUUUUCGUAAAGUUACAACUAGCAGGUGGGAGUUUUGCAAUGACAUGUUUCGAAAGGCUGAAAGAGAGCUCCUUUGCCAAAUUCGUCGACGAAAAGCAUGGUCUAAUAAGCAGCAACCAACUGUACCAAUUCAAACUACACCACAAGAUUCUGAUGAAGAUCAAAGAUCGUCAUCAACUUCAUCCUCGUCUGAAUACAGUAUCCUAAUCGAUGAAAACAAGCGUCUUAAGAAAGAAAAUGGGGUUUUAAGCUCGGAACUCACUGGUAUGAAAAGAAAGUGCAAGGAGCUUCUUGAUUUAGUGGCUAAAUAUGCACAUUUUGAGAAAGAAGAAGAAGACGACGACAGCGAUAAGAGGCCAAAGUUAUUUGGUGUGAGACUAGAAGUUGGGGGAGACAGGGAGAUGAAGAGAAAGAGAGCUAAGAUUAGAGAGUGUGCAACUGUUUUAUUAUCUCAAUCAUGCAAAUAAAUUAUAUCAAUAGUUAAAAUUAAUCAAUCAAUCAACAAUGAAGGAAGCAAUAAACAUAGCUGUAGCUACUUGGAAUUGAAGCAGCUUGCUAGAUAUAUAGCAUGAAGUAGAUGUAGUUUUAAGUUAAUUAUAAGCUUUAAUGGCUGCAGCAGUGAACUGGAUAUGUAUCUAUUUAUACAUGCACAGUGUUAUGUACUUCAAAAGGAUGAUAAUAUUGGGCACAAGCCCUUCAAUCAUAAGGGUAUGUCUUAUAUUUUGUGGGUUAA
This is a messenger RNA of Manihot esculenta (cassava), 1266 nucleotides long. RefSeq names its product heat stress transcription factor B-3. Bases 278 to 1000 code for a protein of 240 amino acids. The record is from RefSeq and is a predicted model, not a curated record. The transcript has 2 exons. Lineage: Eukaryota; Viridiplantae; Streptophyta; Magnoliopsida; Malpighiales; Euphorbiaceae. Gene Ontology annotation, molecular function: RNA polymerase II cis-regulatory region sequence-specific DNA binding; DNA-binding transcription factor activity. Gene Ontology annotation, cellular component: nucleus. Gene Ontology annotation, biological process: regulation of transcription by RNA polymerase II.